Molecule: messenger RNA, 806 nt
Organism: Zerene cesonia (dogface butterfly)
Lineage: Eukaryota; Metazoa; Arthropoda; Insecta; Lepidoptera; Pieridae
Gene: Osi16
Exons: 2
Coding region: 1-741 (246 amino acids)
Source: RefSeq, a predicted model, not a curated record
AUGUAUUAUUUAUCUGUACUUUUAUUGUCUGUGGCAUAUGCAAUGCCGAAUCCAGAGGCGCCAUUAAACGUAGAAUCGGCAGCACGGGCCAUGGGAAAGGAUUGCACAGGCGGGAUUUUUAGCCCUACGUGUUUGAAAAUAGAAGCUAUAUCGCUGUUGGAGAAAUUGAAUUCAAAAGAAGAGCUCCAAUUGUUGCCUGGUGUUAGUGUGGUGAAGGAAGAUAAGGAGAAUGGCAGUAAAGCUGAUGAAUUUGCAGCGGAAUUGGCGAGAGCACUGCCCUCAAAGCCGGAUGAGAGAUUGGAUAAAUAUCUCCUGUAUAGAUUGGGAUCGUAUUUGGAUUCUCAUUCAGUGAAACUGAGGCUGUUAGAUGAUGGUGCUACUGAGGAUGCGAGGGCUCUGAUCAGUGAAGGGAGAGGAAAGGGAGGCGGCCUGGGCGGCGGCAAGAAGGGCGGUAUGGGAGGAUUGCUGGCAGCCGCGCUUAUGAUGAAAGGUACCAUGAUGUCAAUGGGUUUAGGAGCACUCGCACUUCUAGCGGGAAAAGCGCUUAUGACUGCUUUGAUGUCUCUCCUGCUCUCAGCUGUCAUCGGCUUGAAAUCUCUGUCGUCAGGGGGUAAAUCAACGACAUAUGAAAUCGUAUCCAAACCUAUAUACAGCCACUCUCAUUCACAUUCAACGGCUCAUGAAGACGUAGGCGGUUAUGGGCAUUCGGGAUAUGGAAGAAAUUUGAAAUCUAGACGCUAAUACAUCAUGUUUGAAUUUCGAAUGAAUUCUGGGCGUCCAAUUAUAAUUUCAUGAAUCAUAUGCAU